This is a messenger RNA of Meleagris gallopavo (turkey), 3603 nucleotides long. It is a transcript of the gene TUT4, whose product is annotated as terminal uridylyl transferase 4. The record is from RefSeq and is a predicted model, not a curated record. Gene Ontology annotation, molecular function: RNA uridylyltransferase activity; nucleic acid binding; zinc ion binding. NCBI's taxonomy places the organism in Eukaryota, Metazoa, Chordata, Aves, Galliformes, Phasianidae.
UCUGUAGGAGAACACAGUGUUGUUUAGAGAUAACAGGGUGCUGUAUGGAGCUGUAAUACCAGUAGUCUUACUGGCAGCACUUAGAGCAGAGUGUCACACAGCAGAGCCAGUUUUUGCAGCCCAAGUUCUUCUCACUGCAGUCUGGCUGAAGCAGCCCUGAUGUAUGUGAGUGGUCAUUCCUGCUGUGGGGCUGGUAAGAAUUGCUGCAGGAAAGAUGGACUGCAAGCCAAAGGCAAAUGCUGCUUGUUCUUCUGGGACUUUGGUCUUUGACUUCUAAUCUAGAAGUAUGAGCCAGAUAUGAUGGUGUUUAAUAGGAAUACAUGACUUUUUGAGCAGACAAUCAGCCACGAUCCUUGCACAGGGGAUUUAAAAUCAACUUCAAAUUAUUGGAGAAUUGCACUUCAAGAGGACUCAAGAUAGGAGAAGCAGGUCUUCACUAUAAUGGAAGAGGCCAAGAGCUCAAAGAAUGGAAAUCAUGACCCAAGGAAGUCUGUCCGUCUCGUCAGUGAGGAAGGCAAAGCAGUUAAAGUUACAAAUAAUCAAAAUUAUAAGCAUAAUAGAAAUGACAAAUCUGUGAAAGAUGUUGGGAGAAGUUCUCCAGGUGGGAAUAGCAGCAAAAAAAGUAAACAAAAUGAUGUUUUUUCUGAAAAACAAGGAGAAAAUAAAUCAUGCAAAGUAAAUAGUUGUAUUCCUGGGAUUAAAGACACUGGGUCAAAUGUUCAGGAGCGAAAUCAUGGAAAAGUAAAAAAAAAUUCUAAUUUAUCAUCAGCAGCGGAAAACCUGAAACAGACAAAAGGUCAACAAAUGGGAGAAAACUUUUUAGGCUCCCAUGUUUCAGGGAAUGGGGUCGAUAUGGAAACUUUAACAGCUACUCAGAAAGGGAAACUGGUUCUGGAAAAUCCACUUGAAGUUCAUGCAUUGAAGACUAAUGUUGAUCAGACUGGUGAUCCUGGUAGGACUGCUUCAGAUCAAAGAAAACUGGAACAUAAGACUGAUGACUUCAGUAAAAUAAAGAAUUCUGAAUCAACUAAAGAACAUACCUUGGAAACUGAUUAUUUAGAAAACACUGUUGUUAUUGAUGAGUCUAAUCUGACGGCUGAACAGCAGCUGGGAUUGAAACAAGCUGAAGAGCGUCUGGAAAGAGAUUAUAUCUCCCGACUGGAAAAACGCUCCCCAGAAUAUACCAACUGUCAGUAUCUAUGCAAGCUCUGCUUAGUUCACAUUGAAAAUAUCCAGGGAGCUCACAAGCAUAUUAAAGAAAAACGUCAUAAGAAAAAUAUAAUGGAAAAACAAGAGGAAAAUGAGCUGCGUGCCCUCCCACCCCCUUCUUCUGCACAGUUGGCUGCCCUGAGUUUUACACUCAUUGAGGCAGCAAAUGAACAAGGCAUAUCUGAUGAUGACUUCAGAAUUCGUCAAGAAAUUGUAAACGAGAUGGAGAAUAUUAUUCAACAGCCCUUACCAGACUGUUCACUGAGGAUGUAUGGCUCCUGCUUAACUCGAUUUGCUUUUAAAACCAGUGAUAUUAAUAUUGAUAUAAAAUUCCCACCUAAGAUGAGUCAACCAGAUGUUCUGAUACAGGUGCUUGAAAUCUUGAAGAACAGUGCUGUCUACUCUGACGUGGAGUCAGAUUUCCAUGCCAAAGUUCCUGUUGUCUUUUGCAAAGAUAUUAAAAGUGGUUUGACAUGUAAAGUUAGUGCUAGAAAUGAUGUGGCUUGCCUUACAACUGAUCUGCUGGCUGCUCUUGGUAAACUGGAGCCUGUCCUCAUUCCUUUGGUUUUGGCUUUCCGCUACUGGGCUAAACUCUGCCACAUUGACUGUCAGGCUGAAGGUGGAAUUCCCUCGUACUCCUUUGCCUUAAUGGUGAUAUUUUUUCUUCAGCAAAGAAAACCACCUAUUUUACCAUCAUAUUUGGGCAAUUGGAUUGAAGGCUUUGAUUCAAAGAAGCCAGAUGACCACCAGCUGAAAGGUAUAGAAGAAGAUGAGUUUGUACGGUGGGAGUACAAACCGUCAACAAAUGGUUCAGCAAAAAACUCAGUUGGAGCAGAAGGUAAAAGUAAAGUUGAACAGCAAAAAGGUGGUGGUAAGAAGGUAACAAGCUCAGAAGUGGACAACCAAAGUAAUGCAAAGGAGAAGCACGGCAAUUCUCUCUUAGCAUUCAAAACCCCUCACCAAGUUUCACUGGGGCAACUGUGGUUAGAACUGUUGAAGUUUUACACACUGGAAUUUGCUUUGGAGGAGUAUGUCAUCAGCAUACGGGUACAAGAACUCUUAACCAGAGAGAACAAGAACUGGCCUAAAAGGCGAAUAGCCAUUGAAGAUCCCUUUGCACUAAAGAGGAAUGUUGCACGAAGUCUAAAUAGCCAGAUGGUCUUUGAGUACAUUCUGGAGCGAUUUAGGACAGCAUAUAAAUAUUUUGCAUGUCCACAAAGUAAAGAUGGGAUUAAAUCCAAGACAGAUACCAGAAAGAAAGAGAAAGGGAAAAUUAAUAACAAGAAAUCCACAAGAUCUGAAGAGUCCAUAACCAACUGUUGCCUUCCACAAGGGGAUAAAAUUGUAGAUAAACAAAAUACAGGAAGUGCACGUACCAUACUGGAGAAUGAACUUGAAUGUAAUGAAAUGGAAGAAUCAGUAGCCAAAAGAUACGCUUUGAAGAACAGAGACUCUUUGCUACUUUCGACAUUGGACUCUAGUUAUGAUGAAGACAAAGAAGAAGCAUUAUCCCUUAUUUCUAAUGAAUGCUGUGAAUUAAAGCAAAAAUCACUUAAGGAGAGAGAUGAUCUAGAUAUUUCAGAAGUUUGUCUGACUGAAGGUGAGCUGAGCCACCAUUGUAACUGCAGUGAACAUCAGUCCUAUGACACAAAUUCUAGUAAUGAAUUCUCUGAUGCUGAAAGUAGACAGAGUUUGGUAAUGGAGUCUUCUCAGAACAAGUGCACUGGCACACCAGCUACCUCGCACAACUGCAAAGCAAUGGUGGAAGCUCACGAUCUCAAAGAUGAAGGCAGACUCUCUACAGAAGAAAUGCAUUAUGUGUUUGAUAAGUUUAUUUUGACUUCAGGAAAGCCUCCAACUAUAGUAUGCAGCAUCUGCAAACGGGAUGGACAUUCCAAAAAUGACUGCCCUGAGGAUUUUAAGAAAAUUGAUCUUAAACCACUACCACCAAUGACAGACCGAUUUCGGGAAAUACUUGAUAUAGUGUGCAAGAGAUGUUUUGAUGAAUUAUCUCCUCCUUUAUCUGAGCAACAAAACAGAGAACAAAUUCUGGCAAGUUUGGAAAGAUUUAUUCGUAAAGAGUAUAAUGAUAAAGCUAGACUUUGCUUGUUUGGCUCUUCAAAGAAUGGAUUUGGAUUUCGGGAUAGUGAUCUAGAUAUCUGCAUGACAUUGGAAGGCCAUGAAAAUGCAGAGAAAUUGAACUGUAAAGAAAUAAUAGAAGGUUUGGCAAAAGUUCUUAAGAAGCAUCCAGGUCUGAGAAACAUCUUGCCUAUAACAACAGCCAAAGUGCCUAUAGUAAAAUUUGAACACAGACGAAGUGGCUUAGAAGGAGAUAUCAGUUUAUACAAUACACUGGUAAGUAUCUGUUUGUUUGACUGAGUUCAAAAAAAAGCU